AUGUGGACGACCAGAACUCGAACAAACCCAAGGAAAGGUUUCCGGUCCUUGCGGUAUGAACACCAUGCCCUGCCUAUCUACCUAGAUUCGUCGCUGAUGAUCAGAAAGGGCGCCUUCUGUUCUAUCGCUCUCAUGUUCAAUAUCUGCGCGCUAGUCAAGGGAUGGCAGCAGAGUGUCUCAGCAGAUGGGGUAAUAUAUGAACUCCACCCACCCGGCUGGACCACUGGGCUCAAAGCGACUUCACUGGCGCUCUCAGUCGCCACGUAUAUGACAUACACGUUGACCAUGUUCCUCCACCCCAAGUCGAUCAAGGGUUUCAUCGUGACAGUGAUCGGCUGGUUCGCCUCGGCCAUUAUCCUGUUCAGCCUCAUCGGCGUUGAGGUCCGAAAGCAUCGGCACGCUCAGGGGCAGAAUGCUCUCACAUACACCCAGAAUUUCUUUGCCGCUGUAAUAUCCGCGGGACUCUACGUUCUCAUAGCAGUCCUGCUCUCAAUCUACAUGGCCAGCAUGCCAGCAUCUCCGUAUGGACAGGCAGAUAGGCGAAAAAUCGAAUACACAAGCAUUGUGUUCCGGAUCAACACUUUUGUCAUUCUGCUUCUCGGCGGAGCCGCAAUGUACAGCAGCAUUGAAGGCUGGUCGUUGAUGGAUGCUUUGUACUUUACCGACUACACCCUCCUCACUAUCGGGAUCACUAGCUUGGGUUUUGUCGUCACCGCUGUGGCAUCUUUCAUGGAUCGGAUGAGGGAGUUAAAGCUCGAGUGCAAGCUCAAGGAAGCUCGACGGGAAAUUGAAACCACAGAAUCUUCGAAGAAUCCAGCUGGAAGAGCUCCAUCACAGACCAGUCUGGUCAGAAGUCGUGUUCCCAAGAGUGAAGAGGUUCUGAAAGUACGCCACGUCAAAUCUACUUUCUAUCGAAAGAGGAGAUGGGCCGAGCUGGGUUUCAUCCUGGUUGCGUGGUUCGUCUUGUGGCUGGUUAGUGCAGGUAUUUUUGGCUACUCCGAGAGGAAAGACAAUUGGAGCUAUUUUGUGGCUCUCUAUUUCACCUACACAUCCCUGACCACGAUCGGUUAUGGGGACUAUUAUCCCACGAGCAAUUUCGGCAAGGUGUUCUUCAUCUUCUGGUCACUACUGGCCAUUCCGAUCCUGACAAACCUGGUCACGGUCAUGGGGACUGUUUUCCACAUAUGGCUAGUUUUCUGCACAGGUUGGAUAUGGCGACAUGUGUUUCGUAGAGGGCGCAAAGGGAAACAUCAUCAUCACGAUUAUAUCCGUCGUCCCAGCGAUGCAUCAGCCUUGAUUGCAACGAACAAAUCUCCAACAUCGGCAUCACGAGAUCAUGGGCUCAAUGUUGAUAUUCGAGCCCAGAGAGCGUGGGAGACUAGGCAAGGCUUGCCAUGUGCGCAGGUCAAUUCCAUACGAAGCGAUUCGGGCGAAGACGAGCAACACCAACUUGUAUCCAGGAGGGCCACGACACGCUAUCGACUCUUGCUCUUAGAAGAGAUCGAGAAUCUCAUUUCAAUGACGAGGGAUGAGUCUCCUGAACAUCGGGAAAAGCUCUGUUGCACAUGGUCAAGGAUCAUCCCCCUGCUUCAGGCCAAGGUCGAUACUGGCAACCUGGCUGAGCUCGCAGCCCUGCUCAUGUCUGCAAAUUCUGAACAUGAUAUUAUGGCGAAGCUCAAGAAUCCCCAAAAGGAACUAUUGGAGAGGAAUGUUGAGAUCUCAUGGAUGCUAUCCCUAUUAGUAGAGAAGCUUGUGUUUAAUAUAGGAGAAGAGCUUUCCGAGACCAAUGAAUGA
Penicillium maclennaniae is the source of this 1794-nucleotide messenger RNA. RefSeq lists its product as uncharacterized. Lineage: Eukaryota; Fungi; Ascomycota; Eurotiomycetes; Eurotiales; Aspergillaceae. Gene Ontology annotation, molecular function: potassium ion leak channel activity. Gene Ontology annotation, cellular component: membrane. The coding region runs from base 1 to 1794 and encodes 597 amino acids. The transcript has 4 exons. The record is from RefSeq and is a predicted model, not a curated record. Gene Ontology annotation, biological process: potassium ion transmembrane transport; stabilization of membrane potential.